GCACCAUCUCCACCAUCUCCACCACCCCCACCACCUCAACCCUCCUCUAGCUCUCCCUCUCUCUCUCUCUCUCUCUCUCCCUCUCUCCCUCUCUCUCUCUCCCUCUGCAAGUGCUGGCUGCUCAGAUGGCUGAAGCGAGAGCACAUGGGUUCGUCUACGCCAGCAAGAAGAGGCCGGGGUCCGAUGAUGCCGAUGGCGGCGAGGACGCGAUGGUGGUGGCCAAGAAACAGAUGAUCUCCGGCCCCGUGGCGGGGGUGUGGGAGGACCCGGCGGCGGCGCUGGCGGGCGCGAGGCACGAGUUCGGGGAGCACGGCGGGGUGAACAUGUCGAUCGAGGCGUCGGCCACCUUCACGGUGAUGGAGCCGGAGACGAUGCGGCGGAUGUUCACCGGGGAGCUCGGCCCCGACCGCGACUUCUUCAUCUACAGCCGCCACUUCAACCCCACCGUGCUGAACCUCGGCCGCCAGAUGGCCGCCCUCGAAGGGACCGAAGCCGCCUACUGCACCGCCAGCGGAAUGUCCGCCAUAUCAUCGGUGCUGAUGCAGCUGUGCAGCAGCGGCGGACACAUCGUGGCGUCCCAGGCGCUGUACGGCGGGACCCACGCCCUCCUGACCCACUUCCUCCCGAGGGCGUGCAACAUCACGACGACGUUCGUGGACAUCCGGGACCACGCCGCGGUGGCGGCCGCCGUGGUCCAGGGCCGGACCAAGGUGCUUUACUUCGAGUCCGUCUCGAACCCGACGCUGACCGUCGCCGACAUACCGGAGCUCUGCCGGCUGGCCCACGACAAGGGCGUGACGGUGGUCGUCGACAACACGUUCGCGCCGAUGGUCCUGUCCCCGGCCCGGCUCGGCGCCGACGUGGUGGUGCACAGCAUCUCCAAGUUCAUCAGUGGUGGGGCCGACAUCAUCGCAGGCGCGGUCUGCGGGCCGGCGAAACUAGUGAACUCGAUGAUGGACCUCCACCAGGGAGCGUUGAUGCUCCUCGGCCCGACCAUGAACGCCAAGGUCGCGUUCGAGCUCUCCGAGAGGAUCCCCCACCUGGCCCUCCGGAUGAAGGAGCACUGCAACCGGGCCCUCACCUUCGCGACCCGGCUCAAGAAGAUGGGCCUCAAGGUCGUGUACCCGGGCCUCGAGGACCACCCGGACCACGUGCUCCUCAAGUCGAUGGCCAACAAGGACUACGGGUACGGCGGGCUCAUGUGCGUGGACAUGGAGACGGAGGAGCGGGCCAACCGGCUGAUGCACCACCUGCAGAACGUCACGCAGUUCGGGUUCAUGGCCGUGAGCCUGGGGUACUACGAGACGCUCAUGUCGUGCUCGGGGAGCAGCACCAGCAGUGAGAUGAGCGAGGAGGAGCAAGCGCUGGCCGGGAUCUCGCCGGGGCUCGUGCGCAUGUCGGUCGGGUACAUCGGAACGCUCGAGCAGAAGUGGGGCCAGCUCGAGAAGGCGAUCGCGAGAAUGGGCGAGUUCGGGUUGCUGAAGAAGAAUUGACGGCUCCUUCAGAGGAAAUGUUAGAUGAAUGAGAUAACGAAAGUAGGCAAGUGAUCCUUUGUGGUGGUUCAAUGUGAAAAUGGGAGUGCUAAUAAACGGGUGUCCUACUACUUUGGUUUGUAAAUUCAUCGGACUUUUUGCUGUCUUUCCGCUAAGAAUUUCGUCGUUUGUUCACUUCAA
This is a messenger RNA of Eucalyptus grandis, 1673 nucleotides long. Its product is annotated as methionine gamma-lyase. The transcript has 3 exons. Gene Ontology annotation, molecular function: pyridoxal phosphate binding; carbon-sulfur lyase activity. Gene Ontology annotation, cellular component: cytoplasm. The record is from RefSeq and is a predicted model, not a curated record. Gene Ontology annotation, biological process: transsulfuration. NCBI's taxonomy places the organism in Eukaryota, Viridiplantae, Streptophyta, Magnoliopsida, Myrtales, Myrtaceae. The coding region runs from base 126 to 1493 and encodes 455 amino acids.